Messenger RNA from Necator americanus (New World hookworm), 741 nucleotides. RefSeq lists its product as uncharacterized. Gene Ontology annotation, biological process: small GTPase-mediated signal transduction. The coding region runs from base 1 to 741 and encodes 246 amino acids. Gene Ontology annotation, molecular function: GTPase activator activity; small GTPase binding. The transcript is spliced from 8 exons. The record is from RefSeq and is a predicted model, not a curated record. NCBI's taxonomy places the organism in Eukaryota, Metazoa, Nematoda, Chromadorea, Rhabditida, Ancylostomatidae.
AUGUUACGAAAGCUUAAGAUCGUUGAUAGUGGGUAUGAUUUGGACGUCUCAGGGAUUGGCAGCUCGUGUGAUGUUGUCGCCAGUGUCCCCAUUGGUUAUGUGCCACCGAAGGCUGCAGCAGAUGUGGAGGAAUGGCUUUGUGAGGACAAGCCAAUGAUAGAAGAGGAGCUGAACAAGCAAAAUAAUCUUCUUAUGUAUUUGCACCGUCAGAUAACUACCGUUUCGGAUGCUGGUGGAGAUGCAUCUUUCUUGGAAUCACAACUAUGGCGUGUUCAAAGCGCAAUUACAGCUCUGAAAAGGCGAAUGAAGGCGGUGGCUGAACCGACGCCAUCCAUCACAAGACCAUCGUCCGCUGAGCAGCCGUGUAUGGAAAUGUUCGAAGAGAAACAGUUGAUGGCUGUACAAAGUAUGCUAAGACAGGACCUUCUUGAAGAGAAACGCCGGAUAGCUCGCCUUUGUUGGAAAAUGCAUGCAAAGGAAGCACCCAACAUGAAUAUUGUGGAAUCUGAAGAGGUCUGGCAGGAACGUUGUUUACUAGAAGAGGCAGCCAGAGCUGCCCUAACAACGGAGAUCAUUCGCCUGCGGAACGAGUGUGCGUCAUUGCGGGCAAAGAUCGAGUGCGCUGGUCAAACAACAGCAGUAGUCGUCAGAUACGUAGAGAUGUUGAAAGGCGCUGGCGCUGGUUCUGUUGGCACCCUGAGAUGUGCCUUUUUUGAGGAUGUGGCGUUUUUCGAAGCAUGA